AUGGUAAUUCAUUUAGUUAAUUUUGGGAUUCAAAGGGAAUAUAUUCUGUAAUUGGUAAAUUUUUUUGUUUUUCCUCAACUCUAAUACUUCCAACUCAUAUAUCUGAAAGAAUUACUUUUGACAAUUGGUAGUAAUUUAAUUAUUUAAAUUUGAUAGGAUGGAUAGUGCGCUUAUCAAAUAUUCAAUUGACAACUAAACUAUAGUAUCAUACUUGGGUGACCAAGGUUAAAAUAAUUGUGAUUCUUCUAGAUAAGAUUAUAGACAAUAUAUACACCAAAAAAUUACACUUUCAUCUCUUAUUUUGUUUAUGA
This is a messenger RNA of Paramecium pentaurelia, 311 nucleotides long. The record is from the annotation of a GenBank genome assembly. NCBI's taxonomy places the organism in Eukaryota, Ciliophora, Oligohymenophorea, Peniculida, Parameciidae.